AUGUCACUUAAAGAAUUUCAAGAAAAGCAAAAACUUUUAGAUGGAUCCAAGCAAAAACUUAUUAAUAAGACAUUUGUGAAAACUGAAGAAUCAUCUGAAUCAUCUUCUUGUUGUACACCAGUAUUGGAUUCAAACAAAAAUUACAAUAAUGAAAAUGUAUUCGAUAAGCAUACAGAUAUCGGACAGUAUAAUGAUAAUAAAAUAGUUUCGUCAGAUCAUAAGAAUUUCUCUCCAACACCCAAUAAUACUUUUGCAUUGAAUUCAGAAACUAAUAAUAAUAAUAGUUCGAGUAAUUUCUCAAUUAAAAAUGAAGUAAAUGAAGAAAAUUUAAAUUUGAUAAAUAAUAAAAAUCAAAGUAAUUUAGAAUUAGAAUCAAUAUCAAAUUCGAAAAGUUUUCUACCCGAGCCUGAUAUUAAUCCUGUUGAUGUUUCUAACAAUAUUAAUGAACCCUUGCAAAUUGAGUUAAUAAAUUAUGCUCAAACAAUUAAAAUAUUAGUCGAUGAAAAAAAUGAUGUUCAGAAUGAAUUAAGUGAAAUGCAAAAAGUUUUAAAAGAAAAAUCAGAUGAAAUUAUUCGGCUAAAUAAUCAUAUACUUAAUUUAACCACAGUAAUUAAUAAUCUUAACAAAAAAAUAUCAGACUAUGAGAAUGUAGUGAAAAAUUUAAAUCAGGAUAAUUUAGUAAAAGCAAACAUGUUGGGGGAACUCCAAUCUAAACUUAUAACAUUAUCAACAGAUUACGAAAAUAAAGAAGAGGAGUGUGCGGAAUAUAAAAAAAAAUACGAAGAAAAACAUAACGAAUGCCAAAGUCUAAUAUAUAAUUUGAAUAAUUUACAAAGUCAAUUGUCCUUUUAUCAAAUACAACCUCCUUCCGAUGCUCAGACAUUUAAAAUGAUUGUGUUAGAUUUGGAAAAUAAAAAUGCCAUUUUAAAACAAGAAAUCGACAAAUUGGAAAAAGAUGUGAGAGAUGGGAAAAAUGAAAAUGAAAAAUCUAGUCAAAAAUUCACCGCCUAUGCCGAGCAAUGUAACACUCAAUUAAACAACUUAAACAAACAGCUUCAAGAGCUUACAAAUGAAAAUGAAAAAUUAAAACAAAUGAAUGGCGCCAUUGUUUCUAACCUACAAGAAAACCGAGAAGACAAAAAUAAUGCAUUAAUUUUAAAUUAUAAAACAGAAAUGGCGGAUUUACAUGCUCAAAUAAACGAUUUGAUGGAAAAAAAUGGCGCGUAUGAAAUAAAUGUCAACGAAAUAACCGAUUUAAAAAAUAGCCUGGUUGAGAAGACUUCAGAUUUAGAAAAAGCCGUUAAUGAUUUGAAUGAAAUGGAAGUGAAAAAUAGAAAAUUGCGUGAAGAAAUUGAAAAUCCUAAACCGAAUGAAAGACUUUUGGCUGCCAUUGAGAGUGAUAAAGUUGCAGCUGCAAGAGCUGUUUCUCAAAAUCAAAAAUUAAAAAAUCAAAUAACGGAAUUUGAAGAAGUUUUUGUUAAAUUGAAUAAUGAAAAAUUAGAAUUAACGGACCAGUUAUCUCACGAAAAACAUAUUAAUAAAGAAUUACAAGACCGUUUAAAUAAAUUAAACCAAGAUGGCGACGACCAUUGUCACGGUCAUGAUCACGAUCAUCAUCACAGUUUAAAUGAUUCUCAUUCCGUUUCGAAAAAAUGCGAAUCUCAUUCCGAUGAAGGAGAUGAUGAUUUAGAACCUCUCGUAAAUGACAGUCACGAAGUGAACGAAUUGAGAAAUAUAAUUCGACAACUUCAGGAUGAUAAAAUUCAAUUGAAAGAAAGAUUGAAUUACGUUAUGACGAUUAAAAAUGAAUCUGGAGAAGAGGUUUUAGAAGAAAAUCCCGCCGAUAUUUUCGAAUCCGAAUUCGACGACGCGAAUGAAAAACACGAGGACACCAAGUUAAGGCUACGACAAAUGGAAGAAAAAGUUAGAAGAACAAUGAACGAGAUAGCUGUGUUAGACGAAGAAAAAGAAAAAUUGGAGCAUUUAGUUUUACAGCUUCAAAGCGAAACAGAAACUAUUGGUGAAUAUGUCACAUUAUAUCAAAAACAAAGAAUGCUUUUAAAACAGAGAGCUCAAGAAAAAGAUAAUCAGCUUUUACAGUUAUCCAAGGAUAAAGAAGAAUUAAAAUCUAAAUUAAUCGCCUUAGAUGAACUGGUACAGAAAAUGUUGAAGGAGAAAAAUAAUGAUGAUUCGACAUCAUUUUCUCCAGACGUACCAGUUUUAAAUAAUGCAACGGAUGGGGAUUCAAAUAACACUGCUGGAAAAAUAAGAGCUUUAAUCAACGAAAUAGGUUCAACAAAUUUAGUUAAAAAUCAUUCAGUUGCCUUCCAGCAUUGUUCUUGCUGUUCUGGAAGGUUAAUAACAGUUUAA
Messenger RNA from Pediculus humanus corporis (human body louse), 2370 nucleotides. Its product is annotated as DNA double-strand break repair Rad50 ATPase, putative. Gene Ontology annotation, cellular component: Golgi apparatus; cis-Golgi network; Golgi cisterna membrane. NCBI's taxonomy places the organism in Eukaryota, Metazoa, Arthropoda, Insecta, Psocodea, Pediculidae. The transcript is spliced from 10 exons. The record is from RefSeq and is a predicted model, not a curated record. The coding region runs from base 1 to 2370 and encodes 789 amino acids. Gene Ontology annotation, biological process: Golgi organization.